Molecule: messenger RNA, 1039 nt
Organism: Panicum hallii
Lineage: Eukaryota; Viridiplantae; Streptophyta; Magnoliopsida; Poales; Poaceae
Product: WRKY transcription factor WRKY62-like
Exons: 2
Coding region: 155-964 (269 amino acids)
Biological process (GO): regulation of DNA-templated transcription
Molecular function (GO): sequence-specific DNA binding; DNA-binding transcription factor activity
Source: RefSeq, a predicted model, not a curated record
GCGAGCCUUUAAGCUUUUUACACUCUGUCUCACCGUGUCACGUGCGUGGAGGUGGCCAUGGACGGCGACGGCGAGUGCUCCUCCCCCACCGGCAGAGCACCAGGGCUCCUGCCGCUCUUCGGGCCGUCACCGGCGGUGAGCCCAUCUUCACCUCAUGGACCACCUGGUCACCGAUACAUUUUGCAUGCCUCUGCAGUUACCGACGUCCUCUGUUCCAUUGGUGUCCGUGCGUGGACAGGCGGAGAGCCUCGAGGACAAGCUGAGGCGGCUCAGCGAGGAGAACCGCAAGCUGUCCGGCGCGCUGGACGCCAUCCUCGCCGACCGCCCCCACCUGCGCGCCCUCGCCACGUCGCCGACGCCGAGCUGCCACGUGCACGCGCCGGCAGAAGUGGCGGCCGCCAGCGUGACGGCGGAGCCGCGGCCCAAGGUCAGGACGGUGUGCGCGCGCGCCGAGCCGUCGGACGCCGACGCCAACCACCUCAAGGACGGCUACCAGUGGCGCAAGUACGGCCAGAAGGUGACGCGCGACAACCCGUACCCGAGGGCCUACUUCCGCUGCGCGUACGCUCCCUCCUGCGCCGUCAAGAAGAAGGUGCAAAGGAGUGCGGAGGACAAGUCGAUGCUGGUGGCGACAUACGAGGGCGAACACAACCACGAGCAGCGCGCCCAGAGCGACGAUGUCAGCGACGCAUCGACGAUCCUCCAGCAGCAGCAGGCCGGGUCGCUGCCAUGCUCGAUCUCCAUCAACUCGUUGGGCCGGACGAUCAUCCUUGGUCCGGCGGACCAACGGCCGGGAUCGAGCGCCGAGGCGGUCGCCGCAGCGGAGGUCAUAACGCCGGAGUUUCGAAAGGUUUUGGUGGACGAGCUCGUGAAUCUGCUCAAGAACGAUGCGGAGUUCAUGGAGUCUCUGACAAGCGCAGUGGCUGCGAGGGUGAUGGAGAGAAUACCAGGGCAAAUAUUCUGAUGCACGAGGAUGUAUAGAUGUCUAUGGAUGCAAAUGUGAAUAUAUUUGUGAACAUACACGUGCAGUUUUCGUGGU